AUGGCUGACCUUUGUAAUAACUCGCGGUACCUUGAUCAUAAUGAUGAACCAGCAGUAUUAGCAUUAAAAGCUGCUAAAUCACCUGAGGGUACAACCACGAGUUCAGAUGAUGAAGAAAGUAAUAAUCAUCAUAGUCAAAGUAGUAGUAGUAGGACAGCUGUACUCCCAGCUACACUUUUGCGUGGUAAGGUACAUGCUGAUGAGGUUUUUCUCCGGAAUAUGGUGGGACUCUUGAAUAAACGUGGCUAUAACGUUCGUGAUUCUGCGCUUGAGACGUCCAUUGCAUCAUCAUGUGCCAGUUCUUCUUACUCAAGCAGCUUUACCAGUCAAUGCUCCAUCUCAUCUGCCUUGCUGGCUUUACGUGAACCUAAUCAUGGACAGACACCAUUUCACAUUGCUGUUCGUAAAGGCAAUUGGAGACAACCCACGUGUCUGGACGUUACUGAGAGGUUAUUGGAGGCUGGAGCGAAUGUCAACACCGAAAACAAACGCGGCCUUACGCCACUUGCUGUUCAUAUGCUCACGCUUCAUAUUGAUAACCCAACGCUGAUUGUAAAACUCCUGGAAGCUGGAGCUGAUCCAAAUACAGAAGCCGAGGGGGUCGCUAUACUGCAUCUCGCAAUACGACGCGACUCGCCGAUGAUUGCAGGCGUAUUGGUUGCUUUUGGAGCUUCCAUGCUGUCACUGAACAUGGAUGGUCUCAUGUGUUAUGAAGUUGCAUCUCCCCGUGUAAAGCAGUUUAUGGUACGCAGUAUCAAUAAAACACCGGCCUAUCUCCCAAUGACGCAGCGAAGGACUUGCAUGCGGUGCAAGUCGUCGUCGCUUGUAGGUCCUAAGAAAGCGUUCAGCAAUAUGAUGAAGAGAAUGCUAGGCAUGCGCAUGCGCACUCAUCAAAGCAAUUGCUAUCACUGUGGUAUGCUCUUUUGCUUGCAGUGUCUUAAGCCGUCGGGAGCUGUCAGUGCAAUUCCGUUCGUACGUGCCGAUGAGGACCCGAGUGAUAAGAUUAAAACGUGCCGUUUGUGUGAGGCGGUUCUGUUCGAGCGCAAGAGGAAACAGGCGUCACAACAUACGUUUGACAUGCAUCUUAUGGGCAUCCACACGUCAAUCUAG
This is a messenger RNA of Peronospora belbahrii, 1110 nucleotides long. The record is from the annotation of a GenBank genome assembly. NCBI's taxonomy places the organism in Eukaryota, Oomycota, Peronosporomycetes, Peronosporales, Peronosporaceae.